Messenger RNA from Cotesia glomerata, 930 nucleotides. RefSeq lists its product as uncharacterized. Lineage: Eukaryota; Metazoa; Arthropoda; Insecta; Hymenoptera; Braconidae. The transcript has a single exon. The record is from RefSeq and is a predicted model, not a curated record. Bases 1 to 927 code for a protein of 308 amino acids.
AUGAAGUCUGAGGAUAUUUUAAAACAAAAGGAUGUUUUACAUCAAAUCUCCCAGGCAAGUGAUGCAAUCCGACGCAAACAUAAACUCUUGAAGUUAGGAAAAGAUACAGCUGAAAAAGCCAUGGAUGAAAUGUUCAAACCGAUAGUCACACCAUUAAAAACUCUUAUUGAAUCAUCAGGGCGAAAAGUUAAACAAGAAAAUAUAAAAGAAGAGAUAAAAGCAGAAACAAAAAAUGAAAACUCAGACCAACAACCAGAUAACUUUGAUAGUCUGAUCUCAGAUGAUGAAAGUUUCAUUAAUAGCAACAGACAGCACCGAUCCACAGAACCACUAGCUUCAAGUAGUCCUAUCAAAACAGAUCAUUUAUUAAAAACUUACAUACAAAAAUUAAAUCGAAAUCACAAAGAGAUUGAUUUCAGGUAUGGUGUUCGUAAAAAAAAUAAAGCAAUGUUCAUUGGAAAUUCAAAUAUUUAUUUCAACAAUGAUGAAAUUAAUGUUCAAGACAAAGUUUAUCCUAUGACUCAUGGUUUAUUGGAAUUAUUAGUCAAAAAAGAUCCUCAAGAUUCUGUAGUUACACAGAAUGAUAAGAAACACUACUUAGAUAUUGUUGAAAGAACGAAUAUGUAUUGGAAAAAUUACAAGCCAGAUACAAGUAUUUUCAAUGAUCUGUCACCCAAGUUUCAAAAUUAUGUUGUUGAAUUCCUAGCAAAAAGACAUCCAAACUUUUCGAAAGGUGGGGGUUUACCUAGUCACAUGAUAGUAAAAAAGAAAAAUAGAAAUAUGGAUUAUGUAUACUGGGAUGAUCCCAAUGAACUGGUUGAAAGAUUACGCCUAUUAAUAGCCUCUCAAUCAGCUGGUAAUACCAGUCAUACUAAUGAAAUUAUUUCGAUUAUUGAAGAAUUAAGAGAGGCUGAAAUUAUAUAUUAGAAG